AUGGACUGCCUCCUCCAGUUGUUCUUCACUCCUCUGCCAAUGCCGGCCAUCAUCUCUCUGAUGGCUCUGGCUGCUGCGACCUUGUUUUACCUCAACAACAGACCCAAUCCUGUCCGCUCACCUGCUGACCUCAACUGUCAGACCACGGGCAUCAAGGGAGGGGCGAGGAAGGCUGCCCUGAUGGAGAACAACAACCUGAUGUCGUACUACUACAGUGAGGCCAAAACCAUCUACGAGGUUUUCCAGAGGGGUCUGAAAGUUUCAGGCAAUGGUCCGUGCUUGGGCUACAGGAAAUCCGGUCGGCCAUACCAGUGGCUUCGAUACAAACAGGUGUCUGAUAGGGCAGAGCACCUGGGGUCAGGACUCCUCCACAGGGGGUUGCAACCCAACCCUGGGACAUUUAUUGGCAUCUUUGCUCAAAACAGACCCGAGUGGAUCAUUGGCGAGCUGGCCUGCUACACCUACUCCAUGGUAGCGGUCCCUCUGUACGACACCCUGGGUCCUGAGGCUCUGGUUUUCAUUAUCGACACAGCGGAUAUCACCACAGUGCUGUGUGACAACGACAAAAAGGUAGAGACGCUGCUGCAGAACAGGGAGAAGGGUCUGAUUUCGGCUUUGAAAACCAUCAUCGUGAUGGAUUCCUUCAGUUCUGACCUGGGGGAGCGAGGAACCAAGUGUGGAGUGGAUGUCGUGGCCCUGCAGGAUGUGGAGGCUGUCGGUAAAGCGAAUCCCCGCACUCCUAUUCCGCCAAAGCCUGAAGACCUGAGUAUCAUUUGCUUCACCAGUGGAACCACAGGGAAUCCCAAAGGAGCGAUGCUGACUCAUGAGAACGUUGUUGCCGACGCUGCAGGUGUCAUCAAAAGCUUUGAGACGUCGGUGGAACCCACGACUGAUGAUGUCAGCAUUUCAUUUCUGCCUCUGGCUCACAUGUUCGAGAGAGUCGUGCAGGUGGUGAUGUAUGGUGCUGGAGCCAAAGUGGGCUUCUUCCAAGGCGACAUUCGACUUCUCCCAGAUGACAUGAAGACCUUGCAGCCCACCAUCUUCCCUGUGGUGCCUCGACUCCUCAACAGAGUUUACGACAAAGUUCAGAGUGGAGCCAAGUCACCCUUCAAGAAGUGGCUCCUCAACUUUGCUGUGGAGAGAAAAUAUGCUGAAGUCCGAGAUGGAAUCAUCAGGAAAAACAGCAUCUGGGACAAACUCAUCUUCAACAAAGUCCAGGAGUCUUUCGGUGGCCGAGUCAGGGUCAUGGUGACUGGAGCUGCGCCGAUCUCUCCCUCAGUCCUCAACUUCCUCAGAGCAGCGCUGGGUUGCCAGAUCUUUGAAGGCUACGGUCAAACUGAGUGUACAGCUGGCUGCACCUUCACCAUGCCUGGGGAUGCCACACCAGGACAUGUUGGGGCUCCUCUGCCUUGCAACUUUGUGAAGCUGGUGGACGUCGAGGAGAUGAAUUAUUUUGCCUCAAACGGAGAAGGAGAGGUCUGCAUCAAGGGCAGGAACGUGUUCAAGGGGUACCUGAAGGACCCGGAGAAGACCGCCGAGGCUUUGGACAAAGAUGGCUGGCUCCACACUGGAGACAUUGGGAAGUGGCUUCCGAGUGGAGUUCUGAAGAUCAUCGACCGCAAGAAGAACAUCUUCAAGUUGGCUCAGGGAGAGUACAUCGCUCCAGAGAAGAUCGAGAACGUGUACGUGCGCAGUGGCCCGGUGGCCCAGGUCUUCGUCCAUGGAGACAGUCUGCAGUCCUGCCUGGUAGCUAUCGUGGUUCCUGACUCUGAGGUGCUGCCAGAGUUUGCCAAAGGUCUGGGAUGUUACGGGACAUUUGAGGAGCUCUGCAAAAACAAGGAAGUGAAGAAGGCCAUUCUCACUGACAUGAUCAGGCUGGGAAAAGAAUCUGGACUCAAGUCCUUUGAGCAGGUGAAAGAUUUGCACGUCCACCCUGAGCAGUUCACCAUCGAGAAUGGUCUGCUGACCCCGACACUGAAGGCGAAGAGGGCCGAGCUGAAAACACUCUUCCAGACUCAGAUUGACAGCCUGUACGCUAACAUCCAAUAA
Messenger RNA from Synchiropus splendidus (mandarinfish), 2049 nucleotides. It is a transcript of the gene acsl5, whose product is annotated as acyl-CoA synthetase long chain family member 5. Lineage: Eukaryota; Metazoa; Chordata; Actinopteri; Syngnathiformes; Callionymidae. Gene Ontology annotation, molecular function: arachidonate-CoA ligase activity. The record is from RefSeq and is a predicted model, not a curated record. Gene Ontology annotation, biological process: long-chain fatty acid metabolic process. Gene Ontology annotation, cellular component: mitochondrion; membrane; endoplasmic reticulum. Bases 1 to 2049 code for a protein of 682 amino acids. The transcript is spliced from 20 exons.